AUGGCAGUGCCCGCGCUUGCAGGAGCACCUGUGCUGUCGACGCCCGACACCCACAUCUUCGAAGACCCCACGCCUGCUGUAGACACGUCGAAGUUGCAACGCCUCUCGGACGAGCAGGUCGCCCUCACCUACGAGAUCGAGCGCACGGUGAAGGAGAUCCGCGAGGGGAGAUGGAACAGGAUUGCGCUGCAGUUCCCCGAUCACAUGCUCGUCGAUGCGCCGCGCGUGUAUGAGCAGCUGGGUCGAGGGCUGGCCAAGGCGAAACAGGCACAGGGUGCGAGUGCGGGCGCGGGCGCAAGUGCGAGUGCGAGUGCGAGUGCGAAUGCGAAUGCGACCGAGAGUCGACGGAAUGGCACAGCGGUCGAGGAGCUGAGCGCGAAGCUGGAAACGAAAAUGGGCCUGGAGGAGAAGCCGGACGGCGAGGAGAGGCUGUUCAUCCUCGGCGACACCUCCUACGGCGCGUGUUGUGUCGACGAGGUGGCAGCCGAGCAUGUCGAUGCAGACUGCGUGGUGCACUACGGACGCUCCUGCCUCUCGCCCCCUUCACGGCUGCCCGUCAUAUACGUCUUCACCGAGCGCCCUCUCGAUCUCGACCAGACCAUAGCCACCUUCCAGUCCACGUAUCCGGACAAAGCACAACAAGUCAUCCUCAUGGCCGACAUACCCUACUCGCACCACAUCCCCGCCCUCCACACACGUCUCGAACAAGCAGGCUACACCUCGCUCUUCUCCACCCAAAUCCUUCACAACCCAUCCUCGCCCCUCCCGAAUCGCACAACGCCGCCCGGCACGUCAGAUGCCCUGCUCGACUGGGCUCUCUUCCACAUCUCCGAGCCACCCACCUCCCUCCUCCUCACCCUCUCCUCCCGCGUAGCUUCCACACACAUCUACCCUACGAUCCCCUCGUCCACGCUGCCCGCCGCCGAAGUCGCAAACACACGCAUGAACCUCCGUCGCCGCUACGCACUCUGCACCUCGCUCUCCACAACACCUGUGUUUGGCAUCCUCAUCAACACUCUAUCCGUCAAAAACUACAUGACCAUUCUGGCACACGUGCAGAAAACAAUUGCCGCAGUGGGUAAGAAGAGCUACACGUUUGUCGUCGGAAAGGUGAACGCCGCCAAGGUCGCAAACUUCAGCGAAGUGGGCGGGUGGGUUGUGAUUGGGUGUUGGGAGAGCAGUCUGAUCGAGAGCAAGGAUUUUUGGCGGCCGCUCAUCACGCCGUUUGAGCUGGAGAUAGCGCUGCAGGACGACACGAAUCGCGUCUGGACGGGCGAGUGGAGCGGCGAUUUCACUGCGAUUCUGGACGAUGCCCAGGCGAACGAGGCCAAGGCCGCAGAAGAAAAGACCAAUGGAACCAGCAGCAAGCAGGAGAGAGGAGAAACAAACGGUAAUGCCGACGGCGACUACGACUCGGAGGAAGAAUCCGCACCCCCCGAAUUCGACCUCCGCACCGGCCGCUACGUCUCGCACUCGCGCCCCAUGCAACAAUCCACGCCCUCCAAUCCGAAGUCGAUCCAGAACCCCUCUCUCAGCAGCACAUCAGCCUCUUCCACCGCGCUGACAAAACGCACAUCCGGCGCCCUCGCCUCCGUCAACGGCGUCGUCUCGCCCGGCGCAGAGUUCCUUCGCAGCAAGCGCACCUGGGUCGGGUUGGGCAGCGACUACAACAACACUGAUGGCGAGGAAGAUGGGAGUGCAAGUGGGAGUGGACAUGCAGCUAAGAUGGAAGAGGGGCGCAGUGGGAUAGCGAGGGGUUAUCAUGUCGGUGAAGACGCAGAGAAACACUGA
Messenger RNA from Ascochyta rabiei, 1791 nucleotides. RefSeq names its product Diphthamide biosynthesis protein 2. NCBI's taxonomy places the organism in Eukaryota, Fungi, Ascomycota, Dothideomycetes, Pleosporales, Didymellaceae. Gene Ontology annotation, molecular function: 2-(3-amino-3-carboxypropyl)histidine synthase activity. The record is from RefSeq and is a predicted model, not a curated record. The coding region runs from base 1 to 1791 and encodes 596 amino acids. Gene Ontology annotation, biological process: protein histidyl modification to diphthamide. The transcript has a single exon.